AUGUCCAUAUUGAUAACAUCUUAUAUUUAUAUAAGUGGUGCAGAUUUUAGUGCUGGCUACUAUGAGGCUUUGACCUUUGCUGCAAUUGUUAUAGUUAUCUCGAUAGUAUAUCAGACUAAACAAAUUCAGCGAUAUCUUUCGGGUUCAAAGACAUCUACCCUUCCCGAUUUACCUCAACGAAGAGAUAAAAAUGAAUCCAAUAUUUAUGCACAAGGAAUAAGUCAAUCUAGUGUUGCUAUCUCUCCUGCCACUAAAAUUCAUCUUGCUCCAACCAUAUAUGUUUAUAAGUUCUGGAAUUUUGUUAUUCAUGUUAUUGGGGUUGGCGAUAUGUCAAUUGGUGAAAUAAUUAUCUUUUGCUUGUACAUAAGUAUAAACAUUAUUUUUUUGGUGAUACCUUUGGGUGGAUCUGGUAUUCCUUCACAACCAAACAUUCGGGCUGCUUACGUUGCUUUGGGAAAUGCUGCUUUCAUAUAUCCCUUGGCUACUAGAAACUCUGUCUUCAUCAAACUCAUUGGUGUUCCUUUUGAACGUAUGAUCAGAUUUCAUCGUUGGGUUGGAAGGACAAUUUUUAUCCUCCUUUCAUUUCAUGCUUCUUACCAAAUUCAAGUUGCUGGCUCUCUUACACAAGUUUUUAAAGGCAGUGUCACUUUAUACGUAUUCUACUGGUCACAUUUCUUUUUUCUCUUCUUUUUCAUUUUCGGUUGUCUUCAUCAACAACAAUUCGUCGUCUUUACCAUAUAUGGCUUCGUACUUUAUAUCAUUGAUCGUCUCAUUCGUUUCAUUACUGGAUUUAAAGCUGUUGAAAUGGUAUCAAUUGAAGCACUUUCGGCCAAUGUCACUCGUAUAGCCUUUAAUUACAGAUCAUAUUAUGAAGCUGGACAAUACAUGUUUGUAAACUUUCCGAAUCUCAAUGCACCAGUAUCUUUAAUUGCAUGGCAUCCUGUAUCUUUCUCUUCGGCGCCUGCAGUAGAUGAUAUAAAUCCUGAUACCAUACAUAUGAAAGUUCAAGGAUCAUUUACACGUCGAUUAUUCGCUAAAUCACAGGAAGGGAUGUAUAAUGCCCCUCUGAAAAUGAAAGUUGAUGGUCCAUAUGGAAAACCAAGUCUUGACUUUUUAAGUUACCGAACUGUUAUGUUGGUUGCUGGUGGUAUUGGUAUUACUCCAAUGAUUAGUAUAUUAAGAGAUUUAGUAGAUCGUCAAAUUUCAAACAUGCCAAUUAUGACUCAGUCCAUUUAUUUCUUAUGGACAGUACCUGACACCAAUUCUUAUUCAUGGUUUGGAAACGAAUUAACUGAGAUUCAAGAUAGAUUCACCAAAAGAUUACCAGAAUCAAAAUAUCUACUUGACAUCAAAAUAUUCCUUACAAGGUCGACAACAACACCAUCAUCUGUAUUCUUCCAAGGUCGACCAAACUUUGUAACGAUGAUGCAAGAUCUAAAGCAAUUUCAUGGUACUGGUGAUAUUGCUGUAGGAGUAUGUGGACCAGCUUUAAUGCUGAAAGAAGUGAGAUCUGCUGCG
Messenger RNA from Racocetra persica, 1518 nucleotides. NCBI's taxonomy places the organism in Eukaryota, Fungi, Glomeromycota, Glomeromycetes, Diversisporales, Gigasporaceae. The record is from the annotation of a GenBank genome assembly.